This is a messenger RNA of Acanthochromis polyacanthus (spiny chromis), 1137 nucleotides long. Its product is annotated as interleukin-1 receptor type 2-like. The coding region runs from base 163 to 588 and encodes 141 amino acids. The transcript is spliced from 5 exons. NCBI's taxonomy places the organism in Eukaryota, Metazoa, Chordata, Actinopteri, Pomacentridae. The record is from RefSeq and is a predicted model, not a curated record.
UAACCACAGUGUGUUGACAACCCACUAUGAACAUGACUGGCCUGUUUUUCUAAGGAAAUCCCCGUGUAGUGAGUGGGCGAAGGGGAAGUGGGUAAUGUUUGUGUGUGUAUAUAAUGAUCCCAAACGCCGGUCAGCAGCAGGAGUCUCACUGGAGGAGUCGGUAUGAAGCUGCUGUCUAUCAUCAAAGCUUUGGGGUCUGUGUGUCUGCUGUGUGUGGAUGGAGCUCCAGUUUCUGAGGAUGAAUCUCCAGAGAUCAUCGGGCCGAGUCAUGUCCAGAUCAAAGCUCAUCCAGGUGAGCCACUCCUCCUUCACUGUAGUGCAUUUACAAACUGUGAGGAUGAUGCGAGUCUUAUCUACUGGCUCGUCAAUGACACUUUCCCUGAGGAAUCGCUCAGCAGCGACAGAAUAGUGGAAUCAAGCGAAUCAUCUUUGGAGGAGGGUGCAGUCCUGCAGAGGAGUUUGCUGUUGAAGACUGUCACCUCAGAGGAUCUCAAAUCCAACUUCACAUGCGUUGUGACAAAUGCCAUGGGAAUGGCCCAGAAGUGCAUAACAUUAACAGCAAAGACUGAUGGUUCUUACUGUAACUGACAGAAAACACACAGAAUAACGCUGCAGUAAAAAAGUGGAUUUCUGUGUGCAGGGUUAAAUCUCGCAGAAAAUCGCCAAGAGUUAACGUAUGUGAAAUUGUUGCUUUUGUGUUGUACUGAAAUCUGGGCUGCAUUUGGUUAUGGCAAGUCUUUACCCUUUGAUAGAUUACCUUUACGUCGGCCAGGAACUGUAAAAAUGACUUGUGGAACUAAUAAUACAAGGAAACCAGUCAACAGGUGGACACUAGGACCCCCUCCUCAUCCAAAGAAACAUCCAGAGACAACACUUUAUGAAACUGAACAUACCCUUGUUAUACGUACAUGCAGUAAACUGUCUACAUUACUAUGACUCUACAAGGUCCUUUUGAGCAAUUCCAGAUUGAUACUGAAUGUUGCACCAGUAAUUUGCUAGUUAUUUUCUAUAUUAGUGUAUCUUUGUACUGUUUGCUGACAGAAAUCUUAACUUUGUAUACUUUUGAACAAUAGUGAGAAUUUACAUUAUCAAUAAAAAAAUCUUUCACAAACUCAUGUAUAUGCUGCUGACAAAUCA